AUGGUGGAAGUCGCUGUGCUGGGAGAGUGGAGGUUCUUCAUGAAGGACAGUGGGGAACAGUGUGGUGAUGACUGGGAUAUGAAAGAAGCUGCAGUGGUGUGUAGAGAACUGCACUGUGGAGAAGCUGUAGAUGUACGUUAUGAAGCUCACUUUGGAGAAGGAUCAGGACCAAUCUGGAUGGAUGAUGUGGACUGUAGAGGAUCAGAGUCGACACUGAAGGACUGUAGAUCAGCAGAGUGGGGUGAAAGUGACUGUAAUCAUGGUGAAGAUGCUGGAGUCAACUGCUCAGGUCAGAAUUCCAGACUAAUUGCUGGUCCUCACCGAUGUUCUGGAAGAUUGGAGGUGCUUCAUGGAGGUUCCUGGUCCACAGUGUGUGAUGUUGACUUUGACCAGCAGGAUGCAGAGGUUGUGUGUCGAGAGCUGGACUGUGGGAUUCCUGUGAAGGUUCUGGGAUCAGUUGCUUUUGGUCGAGGGGAGGGUCAGGUGUGGACAGAGGAGCUUCAGUGUAGAGGAAAUGAAUCUGAAAUUAAACUCUGUCCAACAUCAUCUUCACUCAAACACUCAAACUGCUCCCAUCACAAUGAUGUGGGAUUAAUAUGUUCUGAGACUGUGAGGUUGGUGGAUGGUGGAAAUCGCUGUGCUGGGAGAGUGGAGGUUCUUCAUGAAGGACAGUGGGGAACAGUGUGUAGUGAUGACUGGGAUAUGAGCGAUGCUGCAGUGGUGUGUAGAGAACUGCACUGUGGAGAAGCUGUAAAUGUGCAUUAUGAAGCUCACUUUGGAGAAGGAUCAGGACCAAUCUGGAUGGAUGAUGUGGACUGUAGUGGAUCAGAGUCGACACUGAAGGACUGUAGAUCACGUGGGUGGGAGAAACAUGACUGUAAUCAUGGUGAUGAUGCUGGAGUCACCUGCUCAGGUCAGAAUUCCAGACUCACUGCUGGUCCUCACCCAUGUUCUGGAAGAGUGGAGAUGAUUCAUGGAGGUUCCUGGUCCACAGUGUGUGAUGGUGACUUUGACCAGCAGGAUGCAGAGGUUGUGUGUCGAGAGCUGGACUGUGGGAUUCCUGUGAAGGUUCUGGGAUCAGCUGCUUUUGGUCGAGGGGAGGAUCAGGUGUGGACAGAGGAGCUUCAGUGUAGAGGAAAUGAAUCUGAGAUUUACUUCUGUCCAUCAUCAUCUUCACUCAAACACUCAAACUGCUCCCAUCACAAUGAUGUGGGAUUAAUAUGUUCUGGUCACACAGAGGCUCGGCUGGUGAACGGAUCAGACUCCUGUUCUGGUCGAGUGGAGCUCCAGUACCUCAGUGAGUGGGGCACAGUUUGUGCUGUAGGCUGGGAUAUGAGAGCUGCAGAUGUUCUCUGUGCACAGCUGGAUUGUGGGAGUGCUGUGGCUGUGGUGGAGGUGGACUGGUUUGUGGAG
Molecule: messenger RNA, 1413 nt
Organism: Silurus meridionalis
Lineage: Eukaryota; Metazoa; Chordata; Actinopteri; Siluriformes; Siluridae
Product: deleted in malignant brain tumors 1 protein-like
Exons: 6
Cellular component (GO): membrane
Source: RefSeq, a predicted model, not a curated record